Molecule: messenger RNA, 3086 nt
Organism: Cyprinodon variegatus (sheepshead minnow)
Lineage: Eukaryota; Metazoa; Chordata; Actinopteri; Cyprinodontiformes; Cyprinodontidae
Gene: adra2c
Product: adrenoceptor alpha 2C
Exons: 1
Coding region: 294-1649 (451 amino acids)
Biological process (GO): regulation of smooth muscle contraction; adenylate cyclase-activating adrenergic receptor signaling pathway; platelet activation
Cellular component (GO): membrane
Molecular function (GO): alpha2-adrenergic receptor activity
Source: RefSeq, a predicted model, not a curated record
CGCUGCGAGGAAGCUGUCGCUUUUUAUUCAUGGGAAUGUGACCGCUGAGCCGCGUGCAUCUUUUGGGAUUAAGACUUUUAAAAAUAUUUUUAUAUUUGGGCUUUUUUUUCACCCUUCUCCUUUUUUUUCUAAAGGAAAGACUUGUGCGCAGAAUGUGGACGAUUCUAUGUGGAUGAGAGGAGAAAGCCAUCUGAUGUAGGCAGAUUUAUUAUGCAGCAAAAUAUGCCCUUAAGUCUUAAUAAGGCUUUUUCUGGAACAUUAGUAUUUUUUUAAAGUCAUACACUGAGCAAAGAAUGGAUUUUAUUAAUUUUUCCAGCCUGGAAAAUGGGACAGAGGUGGGAAAUAUCUCAUCUAAUUUAACAUCUGAAAGCCAAGAGUACACCCAGCUGGCAAUAUGGGGUCUGGCUGGACUUGUAAGCUUUCUCAUUUUGUUUACAAUAGUAGGAAAUGUCCUAGUUGUUAUUGCAGUUUUAACUAGCAGGGCUCUCAAACCACCCCAGAACCUCUUCUUGGUCUCCUUAGCCAGUGCGGACAUACUGGUUGCCACUCUGGUCAUGCCCUUUUCUCUGGCAAAUGAACUCAUGGGCUACUGGUUUUUUGGCAAAAUUUGGUGUGAUAUUUACCUUGCUCUGGAUGUUUUAUUUUGCACCUCGUCAAUUGUUCAUCUUUGUGCUAUCAGUUUGGACAGAUACUGGUCGGUGACACAGGCAGUAGAGUACAACUUAAAGAGGACCCCUAAACGAGUUAAAGGCAUGAUUGUGGUGGUGUGGCUGAUCUCAGCUGUAAUUUCAUUCCCUCCAUUGAUUUCAAUGGACAGGAGCAGCAGUCAUGAGAGACCCACAUGUCAGCUGAAUGACGUGACCUGGUACAUUCUCUACUCUAGCAUUGGAUCCUUUUUUGCUCCUUGUGUUAUAAUGAUCUUGGUCUACAUUCGAAUCUAUCAAGUGGCGAAAACAAGGACCAGGACGCUGUCGGAGAAAAAGAGGGGCAUGGAUUCCCCUCAUGAAAAUGGGAUUGACCAAACCGAGCCAGGCAUGGGAGGGUCCAUUAGGUCCACUCAGGGUGGGAGCAUGAAAGAGCAAGAACCUGAGAACGGGCAUUGCCAGGAGCGAACAGCUCGAUCUCCUAAAUCAAAUGACCCGAAACAUCCAUCAAAUAACCAAGAUGAUGAUUUUGAAGAUAGCAGCUCAUCAGAUGAGAAACAAAAAAAGUGCAUUGGUUCUUCCAAACAAUACCAGAAUGACAGAAAGGACAGAAAGUCCAGCAGGAAGAGCAGCUCUGCUUCCAAAUACUCCAGCAGGAAGUCACGCUCUAGCUCAAAGUCCUUGGAACUGUUCUCCUCCCGUCGCAAACGCCGGAGCACUGUAAAUCGGAAGAAAGUCUCUGCUGCACGGGAGAAACGCUUCACAUUUGUCCUGGCUGUGGUAAUGGGAGUUUUUGUGGUGUGUUGGUUCCCAUUCUUUUUCUCUUACAGCUUAUAUGGAAUCUGCCGUGAUCCAUGCAAGAUCCCAGAGACCAUGUUCAAGUUCUUUUUCUGGAUUGGCUACUGUAACAGCUCCCUGAACCCAGUCAUCUACACCAUCUUCAAUCAGGACUUUCGCAGAGCCUUCCAGAAAAUUCUCUGUAAGUCAUGGAAACGAUCUUUUUAAGGGAUCCCUGCAUGACCAGGAUUAUAGUAGGUUGACAUAAAGUCAAAUGUUCAGUGUUGCUUGACUGAUGAAGCAUGUGGUGCUUGCGCUCACUGUCUUCAAAGGAUUGUAUUAGAAAGGAAAUGACAGCAACAAGUUACAAAUUUAGAUACAUUUUUAGAAGAAGACAUAAAAUGGGUGGAAAAAAUGAUGAAUGAGGCAUCUUUGCCUCCAACUGCUUUUGGACUCUGACUUGGGCCUCAGCUUAUUCCCUCUAAUGGUUUGGUCUCUUCAUUUAAAUAUGACCCUUUCCAGACCCUGUAAAGCAUGCCUGCCACAGUGACUGCCUUUAAAUAUACUUAUUAGCAGAAGAAGGGUUUACAGAUUAACUCAGAUCUAAAUUCAUAACAUUAUAACUGAAUAUAAUAUAAAGGCCUUGACAAUCUUCAUGAUACGGUUGUGAUAAUAGUUUGUUUUUUUCUCUGUUUCUUUACCGAUUGUUUCUUGACCUUACUGUUACAUCACUCUCAAUAUGAGGACCAAUGGGACAAAGGGGCUCUUUGCUUACUGUAUAAGUAGCAAAACUGUUUCAAUGACACGCAUCUCAACCAAGGAACAAAAGUCACCUCUCUGUACUUAAAUUAAAUAUGUGUGAGAUGAACCAAGCCAUCAGAACAAAUCUUAUGAUCAAGCUGGACUUGAUGGUGUGUGGAGGAGUGGCAGUACAGGCAAUGCUUUUCCCUUUCAGUCCUGUCUCUCCUCUGAAAGAAUAGCGGUCACUGUAGAGACAGAUGGAUACUCACUGAAGCAUUUACUUUGUAAACUGGAACACAGAGACAAAAUGAGCAACAUAUGGAUCUUGUUUAGGAUAAAGUAAGCUGUAUCUUACCUCUUACAAACUGCUUGUUUGUAUUUGUAUUUGUCUGCUUAAUGUUCUUUUUGCUCUUCAUGCAGACUCACUCUAUUGAAAUUUAAUGCUUAUUAGGCUCAUUUCCAAGGUUCACAAAAAAGACGUAAAAACUCUCACAAUGUACACAAAUACAUGGAAAAGAUUUGCUCAUUAAAAAUUAUCCUUCAUCCAGCCAGAAGGGCUAAUUUUCUUGUGUAAAUACGUGAAAAGACUACUUUACUAUUAUUGUGUGGUGCCUCAUAAUCACACGUGUUAAUAUAUGAAAAUGUUUAUGUGACUGAGGAACAAAGCUCUGAGGUGUUUUGUUGUUAUAGCUAACCUUUGUCUUGUUUUCUAAAGGAGCAAGUGUUUACUUAUUUGCUUUAAGCACAUCUAAAAUGAUAAAAUAAACACAUUUACAGCAGCGUUCCUCAGAAAAUCUGCUGCAUUUUUACUACAUCUGCUUUGUUAAUUUUAACUGCUAAAACACAUUGCUUAUUUGUUAUAUUGACACUCAGAUGUGUAAUUCAGAGAUUCAGAUAUUCUAUAUGAACUGUUUGCUAUUUAGU